This is a messenger RNA of Manis javanica (Malayan pangolin), 3731 nucleotides long. Lineage: Eukaryota; Metazoa; Chordata; Mammalia; Pholidota; Manidae. The record is from RefSeq and is a predicted model, not a curated record.
UACCUUAUUUCUAUCCUUUUUCUUUUUUUUUUCAUGUACUUUAGUGGCAUUUUCAACACUGGACUUAGGGUGUUCCCUGACCUGACCAAAGUUUAUUCCAAUGAUGUGUUCUUUAUCCUUGAAAUUACAGACAACCCUUACAUGACCUCAAUCCCUGAGAACGCAUUUCAGGGACUGUGCAAUGAGACCUUGACACUGAAACUAUACAACAACGGCUUUACUUCAGUUGAAGGGCGUGCUUUCAAUGGAACGAAGCUGGAUGCUGUUUACCUGAACAAGAAUAAAUACCUGACAGUUAUUGACAAAGAUGCAUUUGGAGGAGUAUACAGUGGACCAACCUUGCUGGAUGUCUCUUAUACCAGUGUUACUACCCUGCCAUCCAAAGGCCUGGAACACCUGAAGGAAUUGACUGCAAGGAACACUUGGACUCUAAAGAAACUUCCACUUUCCUUGAGUUUCCUUCAUCUCACACGGGCAGACCUUUCUUACCCAAGCCACUGCUGUGCUUUUAAGAACGAGAAGAAAAUCAGAGGAAUCCUUGAGUCCUUAAUGUGUAACGAGAGCAGUAUUCGGAGCCUGCGUCAGAGAAAAUCUGUGAAUGCUUUGAACAGCCCCUUCUACCAGGCCUAUGAAGAGGACCCAGAUGACAGCAGGGCUGGGUACAAGGAAGCCUCCAAGUUCCAGGAUACCCGUAGCGACUCUCAUUAUUACAUCUUCUUUGAAGAACAAGAGGAUGAGAUCAUUGGUUUUGGCCAGAAGCUCAAAAACCUACAGGAAGAGACCCUACAGGCCUUUGAUAGCCAUUAUGACUACACUGUGUGUGGGGGCAAUGAAGACAUGGUGUGUACCCCCAAGUCGGAUGAGUUCAACCCCUGUGAAGACAUAAUGGGCUAUAAGUUCCUGAGAAUAGUGGUGUGGUUUGUUAGUCUGCUGGCUCUGCUGGGCAAUGUGUUUGUCCUGGUCAUCCUCCUCACCAGCCACUACAAACUGACUGUCCCUCGCUUUCUCAUGUGCAACUUGGCCUUUGCAGAUUUCUGCAUGGGGCUGUAUCUGCUCCUCAUCGCUUCCGUAGACCUCUACACUCAUUCUGAGUACUACAACUAUGCCAUUGACUGGCAGACAGGCCCUGGGUGCAACACGGCUGGUUUCUUCACUGUCUUCGCCAGCGAGCUGUCGGUGUACACACUGACGGUCAUCACCCUGGAACGCUGGCAUGCCAUCACCUUCGCCAUGCGCCCGGACCGGAAGAUCCGCCUCAGACACGCAUGUGCCAUCAUGGUCGGGGGCUGGGCGUGCUGCUUCCUGCUCGCCCUGCUCCCUUUGGUGGGGAUAAGCAGCUAUGCCAAGGUCAGCAUCUGCCUUCCCAUGGACACAGAGACACCUCUUGCACUGGCAUAUAUUAUCCUUGUUCUUUUGCUCAACAUAGUAGCCUUUAUCGUCGUCUGCUCUUGUUAUGUAAAGAUCUAUACCACAGUCCGAAAUCCCCAGUACAACCCAGGAGACAAAGACACCAAAAUUGCCAAAAGGAUGGCUGUGUUGAUCUUCACUGACUUCAUAUGUAUGGCCCCAAUCUCCUUCUAUGCUCUGUCAGCACUUAUGAACAAGCCUCUCAUCACUGUUACCAACUCCAAAAUCUUACUGGUUCUCUUCUAUCCACUUAAUUCCUGUGCCAAUCCAUUCCUCUAUGCUAUUUUCACAAAGGCCUUCCAGAGAGAUGUAUUUAUGCUGCUCAGCAAGUUUGGCAUCUGUAAACGCCAGGCUCAAGCAUACCGGGGCCAGAGGGUUUCUCUGAACAGCACUGGAAUUCAGGUCCAAAAGGUUCCUGGGGACAUGAAACAAAGUCUCCCCAACAUGCAAGAUGACUAUGAACUUCUGGAAAAUUCCCAUCUGACCUCAAAGAAGCAGGCUCAAAUCUCAAAAGAGUAUAAGCAAACAGUUUUGUAAGCUGACCCCACACUACUCACAGUGAUAGGGAAAGUUAUACCUAAGGCUGGUUUCCUGACACACACUCCGACCACAAGACACACACAGGGUGGCCGAUCUAACCCUUGUGCAGGUGAUGCUUCUUGGGGCAGGACUUCAUCUUGGGAGAGGGACUAACAUUAAUCUCAUCGUCACCUCCAAGAAGGAAGAGAGGCUACCAGCAUGUCUGAAUCCCAGGUAAUACCAAAACAAUCUAUACUGGAAGACUUGCUUGAUGCUAAGUGCAGACAUGACAUUGUAUAAGAUGUUCAACAAAUAUCAAAUGUCAACAUUCAGCUUCUCACUUUUAUAUAGCAUUUCACAGUAAAUAUUCAGCGAAUACCAAAUACUACUAACUUGGUUGGUGAUCACAGAUAAAGUUGGCUCCAUAUUAGCUCAUUCCAUCUUCAUGUUUGCUGACACAUCCAGAGAGUUUGAGUUCCUUGAAACUGAAAACUCAAAUAGGACAUCUUGCAAGGAACACCUAUCAUGAGACAUGAAGGAGGGGAAAGGCUUAGCUUUGAGUUGUUUUCUUAGACUCUUUUCACAAGGAUCUACCUGAUGUGACCCAACUGUUAUGUGUUGCCCAGAAAAACUGGCAAGAUUUCACCUUAUGUGGCCAAGUAAACUAAGAGUUGCUCUCCUUGACUAGUCUCAUAGCAUAAAAGACAUGAACUUUAACACUAGAAAUAUUUAUAAGUAGAUACAAGCAGGAAUUAUGAGCAGAACACAGUAAAUCACCCAUUGAUUAAUAAAGCAGGCUAGACACCAGGUAACUAUUGGACAUUGAGCAAAUCACUGGGCUUCAAAAGUCUAUAGAAAUGAAGAAGCUUGAUGGCAUCUUCUAGUUGUAAAUCUCUAUGUGUAUUUCUUUUCCUUAAAACUUGUUUCCAGUAUGAAGAAAAAGGAGAAGUAUUAAGGAAGAACUAUCUGUUUUUCCUAACUUGUAAAACACCAUCUCCCUUUCCUUGGAGUCUAGACAUAUAACCCAGGACAUUUUUUCUGUUUUACUCUUGGUUAUGAUGUCUGACCCAAAAAUUCUAUUGAGUGACCAUAGUGAACUGGAUCAGAAUCAUGGAUCUAAUUACCAGAUCUAUGCAGCCAUAAUUAUCAGGCCAAAAACAGAGUGGUAGUCAUAUAAUAGAAGGUGGCUUUGCAAAUUUUAGUUAUUUAGAAUUACCACUUCUCUAUGCAGAUUCACUUGAAAACAUUUAACUUGUCUCCAGGGAUCAGUCUCUUAGCUAUUUCUAAACCACAGUACAAUACUAAAGCUAUCAAGAAGUUUCUUCUCUCUGAAACUACUAGCUCUUUCCAGCCUUGUUUAUCAGUGGACAUAUCUACUUCCCAACAGUGCUCCCUGACUUACAAUGCUCAGGAUCUUUAUCUGUUGAUGUACUCUCCAGAUUAUCUGUCAGGACAGCCCCUUUAUUUCAUCCCAGAGAUGCCAUUUGCUUUGACAUUUGCUUCUCAAGUGCUCAUGAACCACACUAUGAAUUAAAACUGCACCAUCAAUUCAGAUUUUGUUGCUUUAAGUUUGUGAGGUGGGCAUAGUAAGCCCAAUGGACUAGAAAUCCUCCCCCAACUCGCCUGAUAUCUCUUCAUUGUCAUACCCAUUCCUGAUUAUCCCUGAAACUUGGAUGUUUGAAUGGCAAUAUUAUAAAGACCUAAAAUGGUGACUUAUCCACCAGUUCACUUGGAACUAAUGAAAUUAAACAAAUGUGUUACCUUUUGGCAUGUGUUUCUCAAGUGGCACAUAUAGAAAUAUCACA